CCCUAGUCUACUCUGGAGAAUCCCAGUAUUUUAACCUGUCUCUCUUGAGUCCGACUCUUCCGUGUGCCGCGAGUGUCCCAAAUCCGGACACCAGCGUCACAUAUUUUUGACAGCUACACUUUACUCUCAAACGUCUUCCGAAAACUUCCGCGCUUCAACCUUUAUAUAAGGACGACCUCUGGGUUUCUUCGAGUCUGAUCAACUCGAACCUCCAUCGGUCGACUUUUCCUUUCUCUCUCUCUCUCAUUCUCAAAACCUUCAACAACAAAACUCCUAUACUCGCCCCUCUUGCCUCACUUUGGACCUCAGGACAAUCGCGAUGGCCUCUCGCUAUCCUCUUCGUAACCGCGUGCGUUCUGGCUCUGCGCCAGAGCCUAUCACCCCGGGCAGCGCUGCGGUACCAGGUGCGUAUCGCAUUUCUAAUGUCGUGACUGUUGACUCGUUGUCUUCAGCCUUGACUGCGUUGACCCUGGACUCGUCGUCUGAACGCACGUCUUCCGAAGUGGUACCUGGUCUGUUAUUCAGCCAGGUAGUCGCAUCGCGUACUCCCUCCCCUGAGCCUGUGGCUCGAGAGGCGACCCCCGAGUCUCGUCUUACCAACGAUGACUCGGCGAAGCAUUCUUCUCCGCCUCCUUUGGAUGGCACCAAAAGCGACACCUAUGGUGAUCGCUCAAGGGCCUCCGUCGUCGACCAAGAAGGUAGCGACGGAGCUCCUUGGAUUCCGGUUUCAUACCGACGUGAGCGAAGUAUGUCGCCACGUCAUGCUACUCAACGGGCGGUUCACACGGGUGAACGACAUGCCCAGGUCACGGAUACCCAACGUCAGGUAAUCCAAGCAGCUGAACAGUGCAUGACCUCUGCAGAACAAGACCUCGUUCAACGCCGAAUGAGUGUCGUCCGCGACGAUGGUAGGGCCCAUAGCCGUCCUCGCAGCCCUGACGUCUUUGAGGAAGGUUCCUCUAGACGUAAGGGUAAGACUGUUGACCCACAUGAGUGGGGUGCAGCUAGUAUACCAGCCACUGAGCUGGACUUAGAAGCUCAACAACGCGAGCUAGACAUGUACUCUGGUAGAACAGCUACAAUAUAUGAUAUUAUCCAGAAUGACCCUGAGUGUGACGAAGAGGCUCAAGCCGCUAUACUGGCCUAUUGGAACAGUUUGAAGGCUCAACGGGCUAAGACCCAUAGCCAGUCUAUUGAACCAUCUUCAAGCAUCUCUACUGUUCAUCAUAAGCAGAGGGAAGUCAAGUUUAUGCCAGACCCCACUUCAGACAAAACUGACGACAAGAAAUCUAUUCGUAAGGAUAAGGGUAAAGCUAGAGAGGUAUCUCCUCAGCCUAUCCGCACAGAAGUCAUCUAUGCUCCUGCAGAAAUUAUUGUCGAUGAAGUUAUGUCUUCCGUUGGUAAUGCUAAGAAAGAUUCUAAGCUAAAGGCCACCUCUCGCAAGGGAAAAGAGCCCGAACGUCCAUCCGCAGACCCCAGUGAUGCUUCGGUACCUGCUGGCCAAAUUGCACCAGCCAGCUAUCUAGGGCACGCAAUGGAUGAUGCAGCUAAUAGCUACUCGCGUCGCAGGCGACGAGCUUCAACGAGCUCAUCUUCAUCGUCAUCAACUGCCCCUUCGCUAAACGGCUCCAGUGGUGACGGUUCAUCUGGAUCUCCUCCGAGUUCAUCACCAGAGGACUCAGACGCCAGUUCAACCUCUAGCCCGUCGAAUGGUCGACGAGGAAGACAUCGUCGCCGGCGCCAUCACUCAACAAACCUUCGUCGAAAGUCCCGUCGAACAAAACGGCCAGCCUGGAAACCUGUUCCGCCUACACCAUAUGAUGGACGACCAGACCCUGAAGUUUUUCACCGAUUUGUCAGACAGUGUACUGAGUUAAUAAAUGGCUAUGACAUAGAGCGGGAAAUGAUACCUUCUACUAUUGCCAAUUAUCUAACUGGCCGAGCAUACGACUUCUAUGCAAAUACUGUUGCUGAGAAUCCUCGUCGUUGGACGAGACUGAGAGAUAUCUUCAUUGGUUUGUUCAACUAUUGUUUUCCCAUGGAUUUUCGUUUGCAGAUUCGAACGAAGCUAGAGAAGUUUCGCCAGUACGACCGAACUGUGCGUGAUUACGCACAUGGUCUUCGAAGUCUCCUACGGCUUGCGGGACAUUCUGUAGAUGAUCAGGAAUCAGUUAUGCGACUUUGGAAUGGAUUGAACAUAUCAAUCCAGGAAGUCUUGUGGGACCAUAAACUCUCACCUCUCGUUAGCUCAUGGGAUGAAGUUAUUCGUGAUGCUGAGUUCAUUGAGGCCUCACGACGCGUUAAGGAAAGCAUGCGACAACGCACUGAUGACCGUUCCAAUGGAGGCGGUCCCUCUGGACCCAACCGUCGAAAUGGCAAUGGCCAUGGCAGCAGUGGCGGAAAUGCACGAGAAACUGGACGCAACAGGCAUGACCGGCAUGAUAAUAAUGGCCGUUCACGUGGAAGCCAUCCAUCACAUCGUCCUCCACAUCCUGGUAACUUCGGCUCCAAUAGAGCUGGGCCAUCAAGCACUUUCCGUCGCCCUGCAAACAAUUUCAACCAGGCAGGUCCAUCUCGUCAACAAGGCGGGGCACCAUCACGGCCUCGUAUGACUGACCAAAAGAAAGCAGAACUGCAGGCGGCUGGAAAAUGCUAUAUUUGUGAAGAACCCGGCCAUAUGGCUCGUAACUGCCCAUCGUCGAAUCGCGUUCAGUCUGAUCGGAAAGGCAAAGCUCCCGGCAUGGCAUCCUUCAGCGUGGAACCCAGUUUUCACAAUACCGAUGAACUGAGGGGUCUCGCUGAGUCGACCGCGACCCUGGAUCACCUUGAGCUUCACAUGGCCGAGUUUGAACUUCUGAGCGAUGGCGGUAAUUCUAUACCAUCGCUUCAGACAGUUUCUGACUCAGAUAGUGAAGGAGCAGACUUACCAAAAUCUUCGAUUGGCACUCGUUCAAUGACCUUUAGUGACUGGGAGGUUGUUGAUGAUCAUGAUCCAGAACCUACUACCGAUAUCCUAGAUGAACUCGAGGUUGAUCAGCGUAACCGUGUUUACGACUGGUUAAUGAUGCGGCUUACCGGACAAGAUCCUGGACCUUGGGUUGAUAGGAAAGAACAUGGGUAUGAAUAUCCUGUCGAAGAGAUGUCAGCUAUUUCGGAAAAUCUCGAGGAAUACUAUACCUAUCUCUGGCCUCGUUUGGGUCUCCUCCCGCCAUCUCGAUUCUCAGAUUUACAUAUGCGGCACUCACGCCUAGGUGACGUCUAUGCACAACAUGCAGAAGAGAUCCUUCGCAAGAAUGGACCUUACUGCUGUGGACUCCUUGGAGCCGAUUUCGGGUCUGUUGUGAUGGGCACCUUCUGCGUGUAUCGCAUUAGUGAUGCUCACCAUGUUAUCAUGAAUGAAUAUGUCCUGGAGGACAUACUGAUAGAAUCCACUCUACUACAGGACCCAGAUUUUGAUCUCCCUCAUUGUUCCUUGGGUGAUGGAGCACCUUGGAGCGCGACCAACGAGCACCGUUUUCUGUAUCUGGAAACAGAGGGAGAUUGCAUUAGUAUUCAUGAUGCUUAUCUCGACAUCACUGUAGACUUGCCUCGGACAAUACUCCACAAUGAUCAUUUCGAUUUGUGGAAUGCCUAUGCAGUCUCAGCAUACCGGACACUCUUACUCAAUGAGUGUGUACCAUUCAAACUUGACGACCUCGAAGAUGAAUUCUCCUCUUGGUUUUCAGCACCGGAGAUUCUGCCAUCAGUAACAUUGCCUCAGUUCGCGUUAGAUGCUAUCGAACUAAAUGGUGUUAACACACCUUGUCAAUCUGGCCCUAAGCCAGAACCUAUCGCAGCAUUACAACGAAAUGCGGCCGCUCCACGAGAUUUUCGUCGAAUAAUUCCCGAAGCAGUUGUUAUUGUUGUUCACAUUGAUGGACACCCAGCGCGAGCAUUACUGGACUCCGGUUCCCUUGCGGAUUUCAUGUCUGCAAGAUUAGCUCACCAACUCAGCGUGAAAGCCUUUGAAUUGGAAAAACCGUUACCUGUGCAACUCGCCGUCCAGGGCUCUCGAACGAAGAUUAAUCUUGGCUGUAAAGCACAGUUUGCGUAUCAAACGAUUAGCGAGCAACGGUACUUUGAUAUUAUCAAUAUACUUAGCUAUGAUUUGAUCCUGGGUACGCCAUUCUUCUUUCAGCAUAGAGUGGUCAUCGGGAUGAAUCCGACCACCAUUGAAGUAGGCAGUCCUGUCGCGUUACCAAUCAAAGGUAAACGGACGCGCGUUGUUGAAUCGCGAGCCGCUGAGCUCGUUGAAACUAAACUGGAGAAGGCCAGACGAGUGCUUCGUGAAUAUGCUUCACCGAUUUGCCGAGAAGUGAGCGACGCACCUCUACCUCCAUUGCGAGCUGUUAACCACACCAUCCCACUGAAGGAUGUAAAUAAAAUCUAUUCCUGGCGUCCCAGUAAGUGCCCAGAUGCGCACCGCGCAAGCUGGUGUGAGAAACGCGAUGCAUACCUAAAGUCCGGGCGUUGGAAAAUGACCUCGGCACGCAACACAUCUCCAAUGAUGCUGCUGACGAAACCUGGUACUGGUGUUAAUGGAAUCCCACCACGACUGCGCGUAGUGGCAGACUUACGAGAACGCAAUGCCAAUACGACAAAGCUGACAUCGCCGCUCCCAGACAUGGAAAGCAUAUUACGACGUGUCUCGCGAAAACAAUACCGUUCACUGAUCGAUGGCAAGGAUGCGUAUGAACACAUUCGCGUUGUCCCAGAACAUGUCGAGCGAACAGCAAUGACUACUCCUGAUGGAAACAUGAAGAAUCUAUCAGGGCGACAGGCACGCUGGCUUGAGAAGAUCGCCGAAUAUGACUUCCGUGUCGUCUACGUCCCUGGCGUGGAUAAUGUUCUCGCAGAUGCGUUGUCUCGUAUGUAUUCAAAUGACUCACCUGGAACAGUACGAACGUCAUCAGAAUAUACACAACAUGACGAUAACGAGAACUUACCUGCUUUGAUUGAAGCACUGCCCAUAUCCCAGCCUGUCCUUGUAGGGAUUGAAGCGGCCGCUAUACAGCCUCGCAUGACACGUAGUCAGAUGCGUGCAGCUGUCGCAGCAGCUAACGCUGCUGAUGACAUUGAAGCAACGCCGACACUGGCACACACCUUGCCCCCAGAAUCCCGCACCCCUUCCAGGCCUGCGAGUAUUCCACUACCCAUGGGCGAAACUGGACGUGCGCGGCGUCAAACGCGUGCUGCUGUCGCAGCAGCCAAGACUGCUGAUGACGCUGCAAAGGCGUCGACCUUGGUCCCACCUCUAGUAACCCCUCUGGUCCACAUAACACCUCCAUCUCCACUGCCACUGCCUGGCCCUAGGCCAGUAGCAAACCAUAAGCGCGAACACGCACCUGCCACAUCACGACGACGCUCGCCGUCAUCACCACCAUCGUCCCAUAAUGGCAAAACCGUUAUAAGGGUUCGACGUGCUCGCGCGCCGGUUCUUCCAGCGGAGACAGGCAGACCAGAGACGGCGAAGGAGUUCGCCAAAAGGAUAAAGCGUGUCGUGCUUCACGGACCCCGUGAGCAACGACAGGAGGGCGGGAAUCCUACAGAGGAUCAACGACAGCUCGAAACUCAACAUUCCCAAAAGGGGAACUCACCAACAAUGGUCGAAAACGAGUCGUUCUCGACGAACGACAACCGCGAGGACUCCAACGGUGUUCUGGAGGGCGCGAGUACUGUGCCAGCACAUCAGGACUCCAGAAGUCGAUUUCUGGAACACAUUAGUGAGUCAACAGAAGGUGUUGACUUACUGAAUACCUUGAAGGGCCGGUAUGGCGAGGAUGCCUUCUUCAAGGCUAUCCUAGAAAACCCCAAGCAUUUCAAGAACUUCCGCCUUGAAGCUGGGUUGGUUGUAGUAAGAGAACAAGGGCGCGAUUUGCUCUGUAUACCUGACAUUCGUGUGAAUGAACGAAGUGCGCGUGAGAUCAUCAUUCUUCACGCUCAUUCGCUAUUGGCUCACCUCGGACCAUCUAAAACGCUCGGUCUUCUGCGUGAUCACGUCUGGUGGAAGACAAUGGUGCGAGACGUGCAGUCAUACUGCGAAACUUGCAUGACGUGCAAGCGGAGUAAACCUAAUAAUCAAAAGCCGUACGGCUUGCUCAAUUCAUUAUCGGUCCCACAUGUACCUUGGGAAAUCAUGGGAAUUGACUUUGUCGGACCUCUUCCUGAGUCCAAAGAUCGCAACGGAAGUUAUGAUUCCAUUACAGUGAUUAUUGAUUUACUCACAAGCAUGGUGCAUCUUGUGCCAAGUCGGAUCAACUAUACUGCAAAGCAAGUGGCUGAGUUAGUGUUUUCGGAAGUAUAUAAACACCACGGAAUGCCUAAGGCUAUUGUGAGUGACCGAGAUGUAAUAUUCACCAGUAUCUUCUGGUCGCAUUUGCACAAACUCAUGGGGACAGAAUUGCGAAUGUCCAGUGCAUACCACCCUGAGUCGGACGGCUCGACAGAAAGGGCCAAUCGGACUAUUACCCAGAUGUUGCGACAAUGUAUAGGUCCUUCGCAGAAGGAUUGGGUAUCAAAGCUACCGGCAAUUGAAUUUGCCAUCAACCUGGCACGUUCAGAUUCCACUGGAUACGCACCAUUUUUCCUGAAUACCGGUCGUAUGCCCCGAUCAAUGAUAUGGAAUAAUCCCGGAACUGAUGAGUACCCUGCGGUUCGAGCCUAUGCUCAGAAAAUUAAGUAUGCAGUGAUGUCAGCACAUGAUAGUAUUAUUGCGGCAAGAAUUAAACAGACCCGGGAUGCUAACCGAAGGAGGCGACCAGCCCCCUUUGAACAGAAUGACUUAGUAUAUGUCUCCACUAAGAAUAUGAGCUUACCCAAAGGAUUAGCUCGGAAGCUUAUUCCGAAAUUCAUAGGACCUUACAAAAUCCUCAAGGAUUUCCGUAACAACUCUUACAAACUGGAGCUACCUUCUCAUUUGAAGCAGAGGGGAAUACAUGAUGUAUUCCAUGCCUCACUGUUACGGAUACAUGAGCCUAAUGAUGACAGACUAUUUCCAGGUCGUCUUGACACUCAGGUAGCUGAAUUAGAGGUACAGGACGAGGAGUGGGCAAUUAGCCACAUCAAGUCACACACUGGAUCUGGCGAAAGUGCCAUUUUUGAAGUAGUAUGGAAAUCCGGUGACAUAACAUGGGUACCAUAUUCUACAGUAGCUGGCCUUGAGUGCCUAUCUGCCUAUCUAGAACUGGUAGGGAUUGAAAGAAUUUCCGAUCUAAAAGCAGGAUCAGGGCUUCCGCCCAAAGACAAUCCACAGGUUUUCGUUGGCCUGCUAGAAGUCUUGGCAGAGUGGCCCGCACCUAUAAGAAGGGUCGGUGAGUGCUUGCGACGGUGUCCGACUGCCCCACCACAGUCGUUCAUUAGUCCUUACGCACAUAUUCUCAUAACCACACUCACCUCAUCCUCACAUCUUUCCUACCUUUGCUCACCACACUCUUACACCAUGUCCGACGACCUUCGUAACGUCAACGCAUCUCGCCUCCCCGUAUCCGGAGACCUUGCUUUACGCGACCCUAGUGACAGCCACCACCCCUUUCGGUAUGCCGUCGACCAAGUCAUCCUUUACCUUAAAUACGACCGUGAUAUUCGCGCCGGCACCGCACUCAAGGGCAAUCGCCCCAAACCCGGUGGCUAUAGGGACUUCGCCGAAGCGUGGAACGUCGAUCCUACCUCCUCUUACGGCUUUUCCUACCUUGACCCCAUCUUCGGCACUCCCGUUAUCGUUCGCAACCCUGCGCCAUUCAGUUUACUCAUUCCGGCAGACCAUAACAAGAUCUCCGUCGAACGCGCCAAAACCGCGGACGAGUUAGCGUGGCUUCUCGCCAAACGUGCCAUCGAGGAGGAACGUCGUAACGAACGCGGCAAGAAGGCCCGUCUCGAAGGGAAGGGGUUAGCUCGGCUCUCCAAGGGCACCACUAGUACUCACCCCACGGCUCCUAAUACACCCCAGUUAGACAACCCCAUGCUCGACAACCUCGGUCUUCCUCCCAACGACAAUUUCAUCGAUGACCCUCUUCCUGGUAUGGACAUUUUUGAGGAUGCUCCCAUUGAUCCCGUUGAGCAUACCGAGGCUGACGUUGGAGCUGGAGCUGCGAAGGAUACGGACGGUGGCAAGAAGUAGAACGUCGUGGUCGACGUCCUAGGAGGGCGCGUGUAGCGAUGCGCGCUACUCCCUUAAUUGAAGGCACAGGCUUCGAGGUUAGGGUUGGGCGGUAGAUAUUCUUUUUCCUAUUA
Molecule: messenger RNA, 8268 nt
Organism: Somion occarium
Lineage: Eukaryota; Fungi; Basidiomycota; Agaricomycetes; Polyporales; Cerrenaceae
Source: the annotation of a GenBank genome assembly